Messenger RNA from Portunus trituberculatus (swimming crab), 1571 nucleotides. RefSeq lists its product as uncharacterized. The record is from RefSeq and is a predicted model, not a curated record. The transcript is spliced from 3 exons. Lineage: Eukaryota; Metazoa; Arthropoda; Malacostraca; Decapoda; Portunidae. Bases 535 to 1545 code for a protein of 336 amino acids.
AGAAAGCAAAUGAACAAAGGUCAGAGUAAAUUCAACUUGAAUUCACGUAUUUAGUAAUUAAUGAAAUGAAUAAAAAAAAAUAAAAAAAAAUCUCGCCUGCAGCAAAGGACACAAGUUCUGAUCCUUGAUGCUGCUGAAGAGGAAGUUACUAUCAAGGAAAGGUGAGUCAAAUUCCUGGUGAGACAGGUUAUAUCGUCCACGUCAUUUCCUGCUCGACUCACCAGCUGGCGUAUAUAUGUAUCUGUAGAUACGUACGUUACUUUCAUCGUCGCCUUCUCGCUUUUCUCUGAUAGAGCCACGGAAAGGAACACGAGAAGGCAGGAACAUUUCACUACUGUGACGUCGUGCAACCAACCAUGGAAAAGAUACCGAAAGUAAAGUAAAAAUUAAUAUAGCCUUAACACUAAGAAAAUAAAGAAAAAAGGUCAAAACAAUACAAAUAUGAUCAACUCACCCAAAGCGAGGCGUCAUCACCAUGACCAAGAAGCAGGCCAAGCUCUUGUGUGAGGACACGGAGUGUUGUGUCCGGUGACGAUGAAGCACCACAUUCUCGUCAGGGUGUUGUGCCUCCUGCUACUGGUGGUGCUACUCUCGUGUGUUCCAUUGCUCAUGUUGGAGGCAAAAGUAUCGCCUUCGGGAAGGAGAUUCCUUCAGUCCAGAGAACAGGAGGUGUGGGCACGGCUGGAGGGUCCUUUAGAGGCAGAUGACUCUCAAGUUCUGCUGAUCCUCAAACAAAACUUCCUUGCGCCACCAUCCUCUCUGCCUUAUAACUUCUCGGGUCCAAUGCGACAGAUAGGCAGUCGUGACUUCAGCUGGCCUUGGAUACAUGAACAAUUACUGAGGCUGUUUGGGAAGCAGCGUGGAGGCUUCUUCGUGGAGGCCGGAGCGUUAGACGGUGAAUACUUAUCCAACACACUUUGGCUGGAGCGGCGCCUCGGCUGGACAGGACUGCUGGUGGAACCUGACGAAGAGAGCUACAAAAUGUUAGUUUCAAAGCACCGCCGAGCCUGGACCUCCAACACAUGUCUCUCAAAGGAGAGCUUUCCUAGGAGAACAAUCCUGGUUUCGCGGAGAGUUUUGAAAGGAGCCACGCAUGAGGACUUCUGGUGGGCGUUCCGAGGACAGACGCAUGAGAUGGGUGUAGACUUCCCGAACAAGGAGUCCCUGGACCUUAUGACAGACUCAUGGUAUUCCAAGGUGCAGUGCUUUCCUCUCCUCUCUUACCUCCUCGUUCUCAAUAUCACCACCGUCGACCUCCUUUCACUCGAUGUCCAAGGAACCGAGAAUGCCAUCCUUCACACCUUGCUUGCCUCCUCCCAAGUCUCAGUGAGAGUAAUUGUAGUCGAGGAUGAAAAGAAGACCUUUGACCACGCCUUCAUGGCCUCGCAUGGAUAUGUAUUGGUGGCCUCUGACUUCGAUCAUGUGUAUGUCAAAAAGGGUGAUCCGGCACUCAACAGCGCAGUCACUGCUGCCGUCACCCCCACUGCUGUUAACCACAUCUCCUUUGUUACUGCUACCACUACCACCGCCCAAACAGCAAACUGACGUAAAUAAGACCGGCAAGAAAUGUA